ACCAGAUAGGGAUACAGAUACAGAAUCAUCGAGUCAACUCACUCUCCCUCUUGCCUCUUGGAAAUAUCGAUUUUAUAAACUAAUCUUUCUUACUUUGAUUGGAGUUGGAGACUUGGAGUCUUGGAGACCAAACAACCAAAAACCACCAUCUUUCUGGGCUGUAGGCAGUAGUGGGUGUGCGAAGGGAUCAAUGGGUUCUUGCAAGUCCCCUCACGUUGUUCUUCUGCUACAUGUCUUGCUUUGCUCUGUCUAUCGUUGCUUUGCCAUUGGAGUCGAUGCAAACCAGACAGCAAACCUGCUUAUCGAUGCUUCUCAAGCAUCCGCACGCCCAAUAUCUGACACGCUGUUUGGAAUUUUCUUUGAGGAGAUUAACCAUGCUGGUGCUGGCGGGGUGUGGGCUGAGCUUGUAAGCAACAGAGGUUUUGAAGCUGGGGGCCCUAACACUCCUUCUAACAUUGAUCCUUGGGCGAUAAUUGGCAAUGAGUCCUCUUUGAUUGUGUCAACGGACCGUUCAUCAUGCUUUGACCGCAAUAAGGUUGCACUCCGAAUGGAGGUGCUAUGUGACACCCAAGGCGCCAAUAGCUGCCCUGCUGGGGGUGUUGGAAUUUAUAACCCUGGGUUCUGGGGCAUGAAUAUAGAAAAAGGGAAGACAUACAAUGCUGUUCUUUAUGUUCGUUCAUCUGGAUCAAUCAAUGUAUCCGUAUCACUGACAGGCUCAGAUGGGUUGCAGAAACUUGCUGCUGCGAACAUUAUUGCUUCUGGUUCUGAAGUUUCAAACUGGACAAAAUUCGAGGUUCAGUUGAAAGCCCAAGGAACAAAUCCUAACUCAAGACUGCAAUUGACAACAACCAGUAAAGGGGUGAUAUGGUUUGAUCAAGUGUCAGCCAUUCCCUUGGAUACAUAUAAGGGACAUGGAUUUCGGAAGGACCUUGUCCAAAUGUUGGCUGAUUUAAAACCUCGGUUUUUCAGAUUUCCAGGUGGCUGUUUCGUUGAAGGUGAAUGGUUACGCAAUGCAUUUCGUUGGAAAGAAACAAUUGGACCCUGGGAAGAGAGACCUGGACACUUUGGUGAUGUUUGGAUGUACUGGACUGACGAUGGACUUGGUUAUUUUGAGUUUCUCCAACUAUCAGAGGACCUUGGCUCAUUGCCAAUAUGGGUGUUCAAUAACGGAAUCAGUCACAAUGAUCAAGUUGAUACUUCCAGUGUCUUACCAUUUGUACAGGAAGCUCUCGAUGGUAUAGAAUUUGCUAGAGGCAGUCCUAAUUCCACAUGGGGUUCUCUUCGUGCUGCAAUGGGACACCCAGAACCCUUUGACUUGAGAUAUGUUGCUAUAGGGAAUGAGGAUUGUGGAAAAAAGAACUACCGAGGAAAUUACCUUAAGUUCUAUAGUGCUAUAAGAAACGCCUAUCCUGACAUCAAAAUGAUUUCAAACUGCGACGGUUCUUCUCGUCAGUUGGAUCAUCCAGCCGAUAUGUAUGAUUUUCAUAUCUAUACAUCUGCCAGCAACUUGUUUUCUAUGGCCAAUCAUUUUGAUCACACGUCACGUAACGGCCCCAAGGCUUUUGUGAGCGAGUAUGCCGUGACUGGAAAAGAUGCUGGGAGAGGAAGUCUUCUAGCAGCAUUAGCUGAAGCUGGAUUUCUUAUUGGACUGGAGAAAAACAGUGAUAUUGUUGAGAUGGCAAGCUAUGCACCACUCUUUGUCAAUACCCAUGACAGGCGGUGGAAUCCGGAUGCAAUUGUCUUCGACUCCUCACAGCUCUACGGGACUCCUAGCUACUGGGUGCAAUGUCUGUUCAACGAAUCUAGUGGAGCAACUCUUUACAACUCAACACUCCAAACGAAUUCUUCUACUUCACUUCUUGCAUCUGCAAUUUCGUGGCAAAAUUCAGAAAACGAGAAUACUUACCUGAGAAUAAAGGUUGUGAAUUUGGGAACCUACACAGUGAAUCUGAAGGUUGUGGAUGGGUUGGAGCCAAAUUCCGUUAGUCUGUCUGGGUCAACAAAAACUGUGCUUACAUCAAACAACCAGAUGGACGAGAAUUCGUUUAACGAGCCAAAGAAGGUGAUACCCAAACGGAGCCUGCUAGAGUCCGCGGGUGAGGAAAUGGAGGUUGUAAUCUCUCCGCGUUCAUUCACCUCCAUUGAUUUGUUAAUGGAAUCGAGCGAUGUCAUCAGGACUACUGGAGCUGAUUCUGUCUCUGUAUCUUCUAUUUAAACUCCAUUGAUUUGUUAAUGGAAUCGAGCGAUGUCAUCCAUUGAUUUGUUAAUGGAAUCGAGCGAUGUCAUCAGGACUACCGGAGCUGAUUCUGUCUCUGUAUCUUCUAUUUUAAACAUCGAAUGGCAUGUAGUAUGUGGUCAGUCGAGUGACUCAAGUAACUUCACAGUCCCAGUGUAAUCAAAUACAAACUAAUCCAAUGUAAUUAUAUGAAAUAAUCCAACUACAACGGUUUAUCUUUGUUGGAACCGCUAA
Messenger RNA from Malus domestica (apple), 2470 nucleotides. RefSeq names its product alpha-L-arabinofuranosidase 1-like. NCBI's taxonomy places the organism in Eukaryota, Viridiplantae, Streptophyta, Magnoliopsida, Rosales, Rosaceae. Gene Ontology annotation, molecular function: alpha-L-arabinofuranosidase activity. The record is from RefSeq and is marked provisional. Gene Ontology annotation, biological process: L-arabinose metabolic process.